AGGCCCAGAUCUGGCCCAAACCGAGCGGCCGGCCUGCGAGGCGCUCGCGCGCGCGCGCCGCGCCCGAGGCAGCGGCGCGCGGCCAUGGCUCCCUACGGGGCCGCGCAGCGCCCCACGGUCGGCCGCCAGCUGGCGCGCGCCGGCUGGGCCACGAUGAGCGGCUCCUCGCUGCCGGGCCUCCCGUCCAAGGGCGCGGCGCCCAAGGCCGCCGCCCCUCUCCAAGAGGAGGACGGCGCGCGGCUCGUGGACGAGGUGGCGGGGUCGUGGGGCAAGAGGUUCAUGCACACCAUCCGGCGCGUGGGCCUGCACGAGGGGGCCUACCACUACGAGUGCCUCUUCAGCCGCCCCGUCAACGAUGCGCCGGUGCCAGGCAUGGUCGUGUCCGUGCGCUUCGCGCUGCUGCAGGGCGGGUCCAGGCCCAGGCUGUUUUACAGCUUCGAGGAGGGGGACCUGCGGCUCGAGUGGGACCUGCAGCUGGACGACCGGGGCACGUGGAGGGCCGCCAAAGGGCAGCAGGCGCUGUCCCUGAAGCACGGGGUCUUCGAGAACUACCUGGACUCCCACGUGCGGGAGAAGCUAGCCACGAAGGAGCGGGGCAUCCGCCUGGUCACGCCCUUCGAGGAGACGCGGCUGAGGCCCCCGAAGGAGGCACCGCUGCUGCAGUCCGGGCAGGGCGUGCAGCAGAGCACGCCCGACGUGGACCCGGCCGCGUGCCCAGCGGCCUCCGACGGCGGCGGCUCGACGAAGGACUCGGCGGACGCCCUGGCUCGGGGCCGCAGGUCCUCGGAGGCAUCGCCGAAGGCGUCCAAAGAGACAGCAGAGGUCGCUUGCGCAGCCCCCGUGACGAUCAUGGUGAAGACACCCACGGGUGGUGACGCCCCCGCCGUCGCCCCCGCCGAAGGGGAGAGGGAGGAGGAGGGGUCCGUCGUGGCCGCGAUGUGGAACUCGCUGAUCCAGUCGGGCCUCACGUGGGACAAGGUGACCCAGCCCGACUCCCUGAAGGAGCUGCUCGCCAACAUGUUCGACGCCGCCGACGAGGACGGCACCGGCUGCCUGUCGCACUACGAGGUGGCGCGGGUGCUGGACGCCACCCUGCCGGGCUUCGGCCUGGAGCAGUGGGACAUCUACGCUCUCAUGGCCAGCGCCCGCGAGAGCGAAGACGGCUUCAUCGAGUGCCAGCCGUUUAUCGAGGUCGCGCCCGAUGUCAUGGUCGGACUUCGCGAGAGGCGCCUGGCCUACAAGGGGCGCGGCAUGCCCGGCGUGGAGGUGACGAUCGAAGCGGUGAGGCACUGCUUCGGCGAGGAGAUCCUGGGCACGACCGACUCGCUCCGAAAGCAGUUCGAGGAAUGCUGCCAGGAAGACCCCAGCCGAGGCAUCUGGGAGGAGGAGGAGGCCGCCGUCGGCGCGCCCGCCAAGGACCCGGCCGCCGCGACGGCGGCCCGCAAGUCGUCCAGCGACGACUUGUCGCUGCCCCCGAACCUGGCAGAGAACAACCCCCACCACGGCUCGGUCCUGGGCGCCGGCGGUCAGACGCUCGUGGGCAUGAAGCGCCGGCACUGCCGCGAGUGCCUCCGCCAGCUGCCGGAGCGCCUCAGCCCACAGGAGGCCCAGCGGAUCAUGGAGAUGCUGCCGGAGGACGAGGACGGCAACGUCAUGUUCACGAGCCUGGACGAGCGCCUCGAGCACCUGCGAACGGAGGCCAUCAGCAACGGCGUCGUCGAGACGGACCUGCGCGCGCUCAGGGUCCACCUGGUGGAGUGCUUCCGCCCGUUGCUGGACGAGGACAACCCAAGCAAGAUGAAGGUGUGGGACGUCAAGACAGCCCUUCUGUCCGCCGACCAGGUGUGCUUGUCCCGGAUCCAGCUCCACGUGCUCUUGUGCCUAGCGGAUCCAGACCCGACCACAGGCGACGUGGACGUCGCCGAGUUCUUGGGCCUAUGCAGCGUUGUCAUCCCGCACAUGUGCGACGCAAAGGUGUUCAUGGCGACCGCUGAGCGGCUCAUCCUCGAGCACGAGGAGAACCGUCGCCGCAGCGAGAACGCUGAGCUGCUCGCCCUGGGGGCCGCCCGCGUCGCCGCGAUCGGCCAGGACGGCGAGGAGAAGAGCCAGGAGAAUGAGGUCGAUCAGGAGACCGUUGAGCGGAAUCUCAUCCAGGUGCUGCAGUUCCACGACAACACGCACCGCCAUACCCCAGCGCUUGCGCCCAGCGACAUAUUCGACGUGCUCUACUCGAACGACACCCAGGUCGAGGGGUGCCAACUCUCCUACUUCGAGCUCAACGGCCUCGCCGCAGAGAUGACCCCGAACGCCGACGACGAGGUGCCCUACGUGGAGCUCAUCAAGAGGUGGGUGCCCAUCAUCUUCGAGGUCCGCAAGAGUCCGCUGUUCGAGGCCUACCUCAAGGAGGACGCCGCGGGCACCCUGGGCAUUGCCGUGCCCAAUCUGCAGGCUCUCGAGGAAAUUAUGCCGUUGCUGUCGGCGGAAAUGCGGGAGUCGUUCGCAAGCAAGAAGGCAGUUGCCACGGGUGAGCUCCUCACGAACUCCGCCGAUGCCUCUGCCCCCAGCAGCAGGUCCGUCAGCCGGGUCGCGUCGAAGGCGAAGGCGGACCUCGGCCCGCCAGAGCCGUUCGAGGCAGUCGCUACUGCCUCGGUCACCAAGCUGACGAGCUUCCGGCGGGCGCAGGGGCGGCAGGCGAGCAAGGCCGGCCUGAAGAGUACGGACAUGAGGUCGCCCCGCGGCAAGGUCGUGGAGCCCCCGCCGGGCCGGGGCUACGAGCGGAGGAAGCAGCUCCUGAGCUUCAAGCGGGAGGCCGGGAACAGGACCGACUCGCUGGAGCAGGGGGGGCCCGAGCCCUGAGCGCUGCCCGGGCAGCGAGCCCGGCGGCCCGACCCUUCCCCUGUUGCCGGUCCGCGGCCCGCGGGUUGGGGGCCCCGCCGCGCGAGCGCGUCCUGUCCGUGGGCUCUGCACCGCCGCCGGAGCCCUCUCCUCUCUGGGAUGAAGUCCCCCGAAUAUGCACCAUACUAUCGAGCAAGCGUUGUGCCCAUCAUGCGUAGUACUGUAUCUUCUGUUCUCCCCCGGUUGAGCUGCAGGCCGCUCGACCGCCAACUGCGUCUUGCUGAGUUGGUCCUCGCACGUUUGCGAGGCCAGGCAACGUUUGUGCGGCCACAGCGUGGCGGCGUGUACUGGCGCGAUGGCGCGCGGAAGAAUAUAUGACCAGUGGAUUUGCCAUCGAGACCAC
Molecule: messenger RNA, 3238 nt
Organism: Prorocentrum cordatum
Lineage: Eukaryota; Dinophyceae; Prorocentrales; Prorocentraceae
Source: the annotation of a GenBank genome assembly